AUGGAAAAAUACGAAAAUCUAGGGCUAGUUGGAGAAGGAAGUUAUGGAAUGGUUAUCAAGUGUAAAAAUAAACAGUCUGGAAGGAUUGUGGCGAUUAAAAAAUUUAUUGACAGCGAAGAUGAUAAACAUGUUAAAAAAAUAGCACUUCGUGAAAUAAGAAUGUUGAAAAUAGUUCAUCGUGAUAUCAAACCCGAAAAUAUUCUUAUCAGUCGUAGUGGCGUCAUCAAAUUGUGUGAUUUUGGUUUCGCACGUACACUUGCUGCACCCGGUGAAGUUUAUACAGAUUAUGUGGCCACCAGAUGGUACAGAGCACCAGAACUUCUUGUGGGAGAUACAAAAUAUGGCAGACCAAUUGACAUUUGGGCUAUCGGUUGUCUUGCCUCAGAAAUGUUGACAGGUGAUCCUUUAUUCCCUGGUGAUUCUGAUAUUGAUCAAUUGCAUAGAAUAGUGCGUUGUCUUGGCAAUCUAAGUGAGAAAUAUCAAAAUAUAUUUCAUCGAAAUCCACUUUUUGUUGGUAUGAGAGUUCCAUUUGCAAAAGAAAUUGAUCCAUUGGAUAAACGAUUAGUUAAGGUUUCGAAACUAACUCUUGGAUUUAUAAAGGUAGUUAAAAACUGUGACACGUAUUUUAUAUUACCUAAGAAAAGAGAACAAGGAAAAUGUAAUGAAUGUGAAAACCCAAAUAAAGAUAAAACAAUAACUCCAGAUCAUGUUGAUUUGUCAGUAACAUCACAAGCUGGUCUACAUAAUAAUGAAAUUACUGAACGAAAUAAAUCAUCCAAUAUUUCUACCGAUUUUUCAAGUAAUACUAAAUCUACACAAAUGGAAGGGAAUAAAUUAAAAUCUACUAUGGCUGAUGAACAGGUUAACUUAACAUAUGUAGCGUCUAAAGCAAGAAUUGCAGUUAAAUCUCAAUUAUAUAAUGAGUAUUUAGUACAUGAUGAAAAUAUUGAUCCACAUCAUUUGUUAGAUACAAUGAAUGUUUCAAAAAAACAACACUAUGGAUCAGAUAAUGUCUUGAAUAGGAACGAUGAUUCUGAUUCAAAAGAAUCAUUAACAGUAACUGAAAAAAUGAAUGAUCGAUUGAAUGAGAUGCCUUCUAUUCCACAAAAGUCAUUUGGUUUACUUACAACGGUUAAAUGUAAGAGCCCAAAACCAACAAAUCCAAUCUCGAAGUCUAUAUUAGAAGAUUUACGUGAAACUUUGAAUGAUACUGACUUAUCCUCUGCUUCCAUAUCAAUAUCCCCGUUACAGGUUACAAAUUUAACCAUUAAUAAACAGUCAUUAAUAAAUACUACUAACCAAUCCCCGUUCAAUAGUGGUUUUGUUGCCAAGAUUACCAAAGUGCCAAACGAACAAAUCGACUGUACUUCAACAGUCAUAGAAUCUUCUGUAAACAAAUAUUUAGACACAAAAGGUGGAGACUCACAACCUAAGGAAAUGACUUCAAAUAAACGUUUACCUUAUCUUACUUUAGGUCAGACUAGCAGCUACCAUUUUUUUCCACAACAGUAUCGAGGAGUUUAUCAAAAUCCUCUAAAAUCAGACCAAACAAAUACGUAUAAUCCUGGGACUGUUUCUUCAGGAAUGGGAUUGUCUUCACUGUCACCACUGUUAACCAAUAGUCAAACAGUUAGCAAGCACGAAAAUAACCCUACUUUUCAGUCUACCAAUGUUUUGACAUCUUCAUCCAUCGCUUUGCAGACAUGGACAACACAAAUAAGUUCUUCUAAUACAAGCAACUCAUCCAAGGAUUCAAAAAGUCGACGAUAUUAUCAACCUCCAAAUCACCACAGCAAAUCAACAUUUUCUUUGCAAUUUCCUAUGAAUAUCAGUCAUUCAGUUUGUCAACCGAUUUCAACUUCGCUAAGCAAUCACUAUCAUAAUCAUAAUCACCAUCUCUCCAUACUGCAGCCAAUUGGUAUUAUGCCUUCUCCAAAUAUCUUUGAUACAAAUCAUGAUUAUUUACAUCCCGAACAGACUGAAUCACGUAGUUAUAUUGGUCAUGUAAAUUUUUCAACACGUUCACCGCUACAAACUUUGUCUCAACAGAAUGUUUUUAAAAAAUCAUUUACAUCAAAUAGUACAACUGGUACAAGUAAACAGGAUAAUACAUAUUCUCUUACUGGUAAUCAACACUCAUUUAGUCCACAAGUUUUACCAGCUUUUACAGGUUCUUCAUAUUCCACAAAUCAGUAUGGUACCAAUACAAAGCCUAAUCAUAAUAAUCAGUUUCCUAUAAAUAGAUUACGCAAUUCAGAUAAGUUCUGGCUUGGAAGCUUACCCAGAAGAUGA
Molecule: messenger RNA, 2292 nt
Organism: Schistosoma bovis
Lineage: Eukaryota; Metazoa; Platyhelminthes; Trematoda; Strigeidida; Schistosomatidae
Source: the annotation of a GenBank genome assembly